Molecule: messenger RNA, 2340 nt
Organism: Octodon degus (degu)
Lineage: Eukaryota; Metazoa; Chordata; Mammalia; Rodentia; Octodontidae
Gene: Bcam
Product: basal cell adhesion molecule (Lutheran blood group)
Exons: 15
Coding region: 25-1905 (626 amino acids)
Cellular component (GO): plasma membrane
Source: RefSeq, a predicted model, not a curated record
CGCCGCCGCCGCCGCCGCGCGAACAUGGAGCCCCCGGACACCCGCGCCGGGGCGCGCAGGGCCCCGCGGCUACUGUGGCUCGUGCUCCUGCUGGCGGCGCACCCAGGUGUCCGGGCCGAGAUGCAUGUGUCUGUGCCCCCUCUGGUGGAGGUGAUGCGGGGAGAGCGGGUCACCCUGAGCUGCACCCCCUUGAAGAAGCCUGACCACUUUGUGCUGGAGUGGUUCCUGAUGGAACGCUCUGGGGCCCGUCGCCGCCUGGCCUCAGCUGAGCAGCAGGGCUCCGAGCUGCAUGGCACAGUGCAUGACCUUUGGGGCCGCAGUCCCCCUUACCAGCUGGACCCCCAGGGGAGCUUGGUGCUGACUGAGGCCCAGGUGGGCGAUGAGCGGGACUACGUGUGCGUGGUGACAGCUGGGGCUGCGGGCACCGCUGAGGCCACCUCAAGGCUCCGGGUAUUUGCCCAACCAGAGGCCACCGAGGUGCUCCCCAAUGAAGGGACGUUGUCUGUGAUGGACCAAGCCCCACAGAUCGCCACCUGCAGCAGCCGGAAUGGGAACCCAGCCCCACAGAUCACCUGGUACCGGAAUGGGCGGCUCUUGGAGGUGCCCAUGGAGAUGAAUGAAGAGGGCUACAUGACCAUCCGCACAGUCCGGGAGGCCUCAGGCCUGCUGUCCCUCUCCAGCACCCUCUAUCUGCGGGUCCGCAAGGCUGACCGCAACGCCAGCUUCCACUGUGCCGCCCAGUACAGCCUGCCUGGGGACCGCCACGGCCGCCUGGACAGCCCUGCCUUCAACCUCACUGUGCACUAUCCCACGGAACACGUGCGCCUCUGGGUGGGCAGCCCCUCCACCCCAGAGGGCUGGGUGCGCGAGGGUGACGCUGUUCAGCUGCUCUGUGAGGGUGAUGGCAGCCCCAAUCCGGAGUACAUGUUUUUCCGCCUGCAGAACACGCAGGAAGAAGUGCUGAGCACAAACUUGGAGGGGAAGCUGACCCUGGAGGGUGUGAACCGGAGCCAGAGCGGGACCUAUGGCUGCCGAGUGGAAGACUUUGAUGCUGCAGAGGACGUGCUGCUCAGCCAGACGCUGGGGCUGAAAGUGGCCUACCUGGACCCUCUGGAGCUCAGCACCGGGAAGGAGCUCUCUGUGUUUCUGAACAGCAGCACUGCGGCCGUGACCUGCUCUGCGCAGGCCCAGCCUGAACCUGCCCUGCGGUGGACCAAGGACUCUGUCCCUCUGGAGGACGGACCCACGCUAUUGCUCGGCCCCUUCACCUUCGAUUCCGCCGGCACCUAUGUGUGUGAGGCCUCUGUGCCCAGUGUCCCCCUCCUGAGCCGCACCCAGAGCUUCAGGCUGGUGGUCCAAGGGUCACCAGAGUUAAAGGCAAAGGAGCUGGAUCCCAGGGUUGAGGGCAGCUGGACGGAAGGAGACGAGGUUGAGCUCAUCUGCUCUGCCCGAGGCUACCCAGAGCCCAUACUCACCUGGAGCCAGCCAGGUGCCCAGCUGGCAGAGCCGGCCCACAGUGGACAGGGCUGGGCAAGCAGCUCACUGACCCUGCGAGUGACCAGCUCUCUGGGCCGAGAGGGUGUCUCCUGUGAGGCCUCCAACUCCCACGGGCGCCUCCGCCAUGUCUUCCACUUUGGCACUGUGGCCCCCCAGACCGCCCAAGCUGGAGUGGCUGUCAUGGCAGUGGCCAUCAGUGUGGGCAUCCUGCUGCUUGUGGUUGCUGCCUUCUACUGCAUGCGUCGGAAGGGACGCUCAGCCUGCUGCCGCCACAGAGAGAAGGGGACCCCGCCUGGGGAGUCAGAGCUGAGCCGCCCAGGAUCCGAGCGGCCAGAGCAGACAGGCCUUCUCGUGGGAGGGCCCGGGGGAGCCCGCAGUGGCAGUGGGGCUUUCAGAGAUGAGUGCUGAGCCUGAGAUAUCCUGGAGGCUCCAGUACCAAUGGACCAUGUGAGCUGUGGGCACCAGCCCUGGGCCACCACCCUCCUCCUCCAGCCUGGCGUACCCGGCUCUGUCCCUCCCUUCCUUCCUCUGGCUGCUGGGCAGGGACCUACCGCCUGGCCUGGCCUCUAGGAGGGGAGCUGGGAAGCUGGGGGGCUGGGAGGGGGCCUUCUUUCAAGGGAGUGUCACUCUCCCAGGCCCCAGAAUAGCUCCUGGACCCAAGCCCAGGGCCGGCCUGGGAUGAGGCCGGAGGGUCGCUGGCCGGGGCUAUUUUUACCUCCUCCCCCGCGCGGGUCCCCCCACCUGAGUUCUGCUACACAGUCUGACACUGGACCCCUGCCCACCCUCGCCCCCAGCCCUUGUAUGUGGACACUGGAUUCUGGAAUAAAUGCUGUCUGUCACUUC